Molecule: messenger RNA, 7752 nt
Organism: Manis javanica (Malayan pangolin)
Lineage: Eukaryota; Metazoa; Chordata; Mammalia; Pholidota; Manidae
Source: RefSeq, a predicted model, not a curated record
CGGAUUAAAAGGUGGGGAUGACAUGUGUUCAUCCCUUUGCAGUUACUCAGGGCUCAAUGGCAACCCCUCCAAUGAGUUAGAUUACUGUAACACUUACCGACAGCAUUUGGACGUCCCUCGUGACUCACAGAGGGCCAUUACUUUCAAGAAUGGCUGGCAAAUGGCCCGGCAAAAUGCAGAGAUUUGGAGCAGCACUGAGGAAACAGUUUCUCCCAAAAUCAAAUCCCGUAGUUGUGAUGAUCUCCUAACUGAUGACUGCGAUAGCUUCCAGGACCCCAAAUCCAAGUCAGAAAGUAUGGGCUCUCUGUUGUGUGAAGAGGACCCCAAGGGGAGCUGCUCCAUGCCAUGGGCUUCUCCCUACAUCCAGGAGGGCCGCAGUAAUGGCAGAUCAAGGCUUCGACACAGGUCAGCCCAUGAUGCCCCAGGGUUCCUAAAAAUGUACAAGAAAAUGCACCGCAUUAACCGCAAGGAUUUGAUGAAUUCCGAGGUGAUUUGCUCGGUAAAGUCGCGGAUCAUGCAGUAUGAAAAGGAGCAGCAGCACAGGGGCCUGCUCCAGGGAUGGAGCCAAUCCUCCACUGAGGAGGUGCCCAGGGACAUGGUACCCACCCGCAUUUCUGAAUUUGAAAAGUUGAUUCAAAAGUCAAAAUCCAUGCCAAAUUUAGGAGAUGAAAUGUUAUCUCCUAUAACCCUGGAACCACAACAAAAUGGUUUAUGUCCCAAAAGGCGAUUUUCUAUUGAGUCUUUGCUGGAGGAAGAAAAUCAAAGUCGACACCCUUCUCAGGCACAACGAAGCUACAAGGCUAAAACCCUGGUGCCAAUUCAUAUCGAGGUGACCAGCGAUGAACAGCCAAGAGCUCACAUGGAGUUUUCCGACAGUGACCAAGAUGGAGUUGUGUCUGACCACAGUGACUACAUUCAUGUAGAAGGAUCAUCCUUUUGCAGUGAGAGUGAUUUUGAUCACUUUUCUUUCACAUCCUCUGAAAGUUUUUACGGAUCCAGCCACCACCACCACCACCACCAUCACCACCACCAUCACCGGCACCUCAUCAGCUCCUGCAAAGGCAGAUGCCCAGCCUCCUAUACUCGAUUUACCACCAUGUUAAAACACGAAAGAGCUAAACAUGAAAAUACGGAAGAGCCCAGAAGACAAGAAAUGGACCCUGGCCUUUCUAAACUUGCAUUCCUAGUCAGUCCUGUGCCUUUCCGGAGGAAAAAAAGUUCAACUCCCAAAAAACAGACUGAAAAGGCAAAAUGUAAAACAUCUGUAUUUGAGGCUCUGGACUCUGCCCUUAAAGACAUCUGUGACCAAAUUAAAGCUGAAAAGAGAAGGGGGAGUUUGCCAGACAACAGUAUAUUGCACCGUCUUAUUAGUGAACUGCUGCCAGAUGUUCCUGAAAGGAAUUCAUCACUUAAGGCUCUAAAAAGGAGCCCCAGGCACCAGCCUUUCCACCCACAGCCUCAAGAUGGUGCUAUUCAUUGUCCUUUGUACCAGAACGACUGUGGGAGGAUGCCUCACAGUGCCUCCUUCCAAGAUGGGGACGCGACCAACAACUACCACCACCACCAAGACCGUGAGAGUGUGCCGAGUCUCCAAGACCAUGAGUUCUCCAGAAGUUACUCAUCCACUCUGACAGAUGUGGGGAGAAUCACACCACGGGAAAGAAGAGGAACUCCGGAGAAAGAGAAACUGCCUGCAAAAGCUGUUUAUGAUUUUAAAGCUCAGACAUCGAAGGAGUUAUCAUUUAAGAAAGGAGAUACUGUCUAUAUCCUCAGGAAAAUUGAUCAAAAUUGGUAUGAGGGUGAGCACCGUGGGAGAGUGGGCAUUUUUCCAAUCUCCUAUGUAGAGAAACUCAUACCUCCUGAAAAAGCACAGCCUGCAAGACCACCUCCCCCAGCCCAACCUGGAGAAAUCGGAGAAGCUAUAGCCAAAUACAAUUUCAGUGCUGACACAAAUGUGGAGCUAUCGCUGAGAAAGGGAGAUAGAGUUAUUCUUCUUAAAAGAGUUGAUCAAAAUUGGUAUGAAGGUAAAAUCCCUGGAACCAACAGACAAGGCAUCUUCCCUGUUUCCUAUGUAGAAGUUGUCAAGAAGAAUACAAGCAAAGGUGCUGAGGAUUACCCAGACCCUCCAAUACCCCACAGUUACUCUAGUGAUAGAAUCCACAGCUUCAGUUCCAACAAGUUGGCUUCCAGUGAACCAGCCCCUCCUCCCAUGCACAAAGCUUCACCUGGCCCAGAUAAAGCAGCUCCACAGGGCCUCGCCCAGGGGUGGCUGUCUGCGACAGCCAAGUGUCCGCCGGCCAACACUUUGGUCCCAUCACCACCUCCUUUUCUGGACAACUUCUUGGACGAAUUAGAGAAGCUUAGUGCUUUAACAUUAGCAGCUGACCCGGCCAAACCAAAUAUCCUGGAGGAGAUCACCCUUGAAAUUAAGGAGGAACCCUCUAUUCUCCUCCCACUGCCUCCAGCAUCUGUACCUGCCAAACCACCUUCCUCUCUGCCUCCUGUGCCCGACUCCGGUGUGACCUCACCUGCAGUCCAGCCUUCUGAGACAAUGCCACUUCAGGAUCCCAGAAAGACAGCUCCAAAAAAGUUUGCAGAUUUCACAAAAAUGAGAAGGGGCUUUGCACACCUUGAAAAAGUACCUGAAGUCCUAGGUGAUAAGCUUGUGGCCUCUACACACACUGAUGUGGGUCCCUUGCCCAAAAACCUCCCUGUGAUUGGAGAGGAAGAUGAGGAACUCUAUGAGGAGUUUGUGUCAGGAAUCCGAAGAGGACCAGAAUCUCAAAAACCAGAUACCUUGUGGUAUGACCAUGAUGGCACAGAAGUGACACCAUGCCUGCACAUUGAAGAGGAGGAAGCGGAGAGGAAACCUGACUGUUUAAAAUACCUGGUAGCCUCCCCCACAGAUGCUAGAGCCCCUACGGAAAACAGCACUGCAGCAAAAACCAGUAAUGAGCUGCCUUCAUUUUCUCCGGGAGAACGAACAUCUACACCUUUCCCCAGCUCUCUGCUUUCCUCCCCUCCCUUUCAUUCUCCCUUGGCUUCUGUCUCAGACACGGUCUCGACACUUUCUCAGCCUACCCAGCCCUACUCACCUCCUCUCCUCCCUAAAUACUCUUACCAACAGGAGGUAAAUUCACCAAAAUUAAAGGCUGAUUUAAAAAGCGACCUAUUUGUCUUGGGUAAGCCUCCACGUAGUCCAGUGAUGUCUAGGAGAUCCUGCGGCUCGCCUGUCAGAGGGCUCAGCGGUUCCCACAGGGUAGGGUCAGAACCACCGCCUUGAGCCAGGCACUCUGGCCACCGCCCUCCGUAGGCUGGCUCUUCCUUCGUUGUUGUUGCUGUGUUUUGCUAGUAAAGUAGGGCUAUAGGUACCCUUGAGUUGAAGUGACCCGAUGACGAUGAGCUAUGAAACCAAAUCAACAUGAAAAUCCUAAGUCUCUGGGUAAUGUACUUCCCUUGUGUAUGCGUGUAAGUUUUCCAAAGUCCAAAAAGACAUGACCAAAUUCUCCACUGUACAAAUAGGUGUAUUGUAUAUUGUCUUCUGCAAGCUUCUAUGUUCUCUGUAAAUCGCUUCUUUCUAGUCACUGUGUUUAGUGCAAAGAACAAAGCUGUUGCCGAUCACAUACUGAACUCACACACUUUGGUGGUGUUUGCUUUUGUUUUGUUCCAUUUAUUUGGAUUUUUUAAAAAAUCCAUAAUCUUUUUUUGCAAAAUAUCUCAUUGCUUUGGUGUUGUGUGCUACAUUCACUCCAUGACCCUUUCCCAUCCAAUGCUGCUGCUCUGGAUUCUAGCUACUCCCAGACUCUUGACAGCUUUGAUUGAACUUAAAGGUCAAAUUACUUUUCCCUUUAACUACUUAGUUCUGUAACAUUGGCAGCACUUUCAUAUGAAUGGGUUCUAAAAGUUACUAUGGAUUCUGAGGAAGACAGCCAAGACUUCAGAAUUUCUGUCUCUGCAGAAGUCAGUUCUUAACAUCAUUUCUAUUUUGGUGGACCCUGGUUUAACCUUACCUGGUCUAUUAAGUGACUAUGGUUCUUACAGAUCUUAAGGGUUUAAUUGAAAAGACUUCCUUUUCCACUGUUUAAAAACAUGGAUAUUUCUCUGUGUCUUUGCCAUUUUUUUGUGCUUUUUGCUUUUCAUAGUAAGACCUUAUUUUGUUUCUGAGGCAGAUAUUUGUGUUGCCAUAGAGAAAGAGGAAUGUUGAUCCAAAGAGAUUCUUAGACUUCACAAAGGGCCUUGCAGAUCCAAAAUAAAAUGAAAGCUUUUCCACAAUUCAUAUGGCCCAGCCAUAAAUUUCCCAUGGGUCAAUAAGAUGAUAGCUUUGGAACACUUUAAGAUUUUUUUCUUUGCCAGAUUUUUACAUUAUUUACUUACAUGUUAUUUUAUAUGGGUUUAUGUGGAACAUAAAUAUUCUCUGUUCUUUAGAUUUAUGCAAAGUUGUGUUUUACUUUUAUAAUUUAAGAAGGAAAAGUAAGCCUACAGACAUAAACAUGGUACCGCUAUUAGGAGAAGGUUUUCUAAUUCUGGUUGGCAAGUACUAGAACUAACAUUUUCUGAAAAGAAAAUUGACUUAAGAACUCUAGAACCGCUUAAAACUCUUUCAGAUACUUUUCCACAUUACAAUUUAAAGUAAUAGUUAAUCUUAUUUAAAAAUUACCUAAUACAAAAAAAAAAUUACCCAGUAAAAGAUACAGCUAAUCUUCCAGAGGUACCUCUACAGAAGCACAGACAAGGAGAUGGGUUUGUGUUUGAGACAGACUGCGUGUCUCACCAUCUGCACUAGGGAAGUAUGUAUUUAACCGAUACCAGAGAUUCUAGGAUAUUUCAAUCCCAGUUUCCUUAUGAACAGUGGUUUGUGGUUGGUUCUGGCUUUGAAAAUUAGCAUAUGUUUAAAAUCUGGCUCAUUUUGUAUCCACUUUUGACAAUUUUAGCUACACACAAACAGGGGGAAAAAAUGAUUGUUACAUUGCCAAGGGAGAAGUUAAAUGUUUAGGAUUCCAUGAAAACAGCAUGAUGCUUCACUGGAUUUUCUAAUUUUUAUUGUACUCUUAAGACUCAUCAAGAAAAUACAAGCAUGAUUUAAUUCUCACUCAAAAUUUCUAGCACAGUGACUGUUGUUUGGUAACUGAAAACCCAUCUUUUAAAUUCACAGUUCAUGUGAGACUUUCUGAAUAUUACAAAUGUAUAUUGUUCUAUAUUUAACCUAAAACUGCUAAGAAAUUAUGAGUAAUGGAAAUGCCUGAGCAGACUGUUAAAAUAGAGAUGAACACAGACCAAAAUUCUGGUGACAAAGGAGUGAUUCUUUCUCAAAAAUUCAAACAUGGGUAGGUAAGAACAUGGUCAGAAAAAUGCAUGGAUAUCAAAUCCACCUGGUUCUGUGUGCUGGAAAAUACCCUUUCAAAAUGUAUCCAGGCUGAAGGAACUUGAAGGAAAGGCAUGAACAACUUUUUGUUGCUGCCACCACUCACCAUUAGGUGGCGAUAGAGUGCAAGUAUAUUCCAGAUCUUGUUUGCCCACCUUUACUAAGCCCUGAAUGCCAGCCACAACGCAAAACAUUACUCAACUUAAAAAUGUUAGAAUGAUUUAAAUAUGUGGAAAUAGCCACACCAUUUUUAGAGUACCAUAUAGUAUCUUUUACAAAACAUUUUCUCUUAAGAUAAAAACCAAUGAUUUUUUCCCAUUUAUAACCUUGCUAUGCAGUAUACAUGGUAUUAUGACUGUUUUUGUGUGAGAAUAGUAGCUAUCUUGGUGUGUGAUUUGAAAAUGGCAUUUAAAAUUCUUUUAAGUUACAUUUAUAUAUAUAGGUUUGGGGUUUUCUUUGCUAUUUUCACAAGUUCUUUUAGCAUUAUGUGGCUUGGACAUAUAUUCUUUAACCAGAAAUGUUACUACUGGAAAUACAUUCUAAGGCAUAGUUGAAAAAAAGAAAGUAGUUCUUUGUAUAAGAACGUUUACAUCAUUUUUAUUUAUAUUAGGGGACAAAAAAGCUAGACUAAUCUUCAAAAAAAUAUAUAAAUAUAUAUAUGUAAGGGACUUAUUGUGUAGUGAUUUAAAAUGAAAAAGAAUACUGGAAAAUUAUUAAAAAAUAAUUGAUAUAUGCAAUCUUAUUUCUGAAUAAAAGUUAUAUAUAUAUAUAUAAUUGGAUGAGAACUUGAAGAGAUAUAAUAGGAUAUAGGCUUAUGAAUGUAUUUACCUCUUCAUUUAUUUAAAUUGACUUAAUAGGUUGAAUUAAAUUAUCUUAAAGGUGGCUAGAAAAUGGUUUGGUUUUAACCAUUCUUAAAAUAGUAUAUUUUAUAAUUUUAGUAAUUAUAUUAGAUACACUGUGAGUCAUUUUAUAUUGAUUUAUGGGAGUAAGUAUUAUCCUGUUAAAUCAUACAUGUAUCCAAUGAUUUUUAUCCAUUCUUUAGUCUUAAGUUUAUGUACUCUAUACAUAGACUGUUGCAUGAAAUUUUAAGAGUACUGUUAGUAAACACUUCCAAUUAAUAAAUUUAAAGCCUAAAGUUUUAGUAAUGUAAGCACCUAUUCUUCUUAAGCCAGAUAGACAGCUUAGGUGUGAAGGGAGAAGAUAAACAAUUUAGAAAAGGAGCAGUUUAUAGACUCAGGGACUGAAAGGAACCCCAGAGUUCUCCAUCCAUUCUUGGGUGGGUAGGGUUGCUAUGGACGAUUUGCAAGGGAAAAUUCCCAGCCUAUCAGCAAUCCACUCAUAACUCUGGGAUCCGGGAAUUGGCCCUGAUGUAUAAGAGCAUGGAUCUAAUAAAUGGUUCAGUAGUCACAAGGGGUCACUUGUGUAACUGGCUCACAAGCUCUGACUUAUCUCAUUUCACCAUGUAACCAUCAUUUAGAAGAGAAUGCUUUUGAAAUGUGUUGUGAAUGAACUGUAAUGCUUUUCCCCCUACAAGGUAACAUUUACAAAGUAUAAACUAUGUUAAGUUUACAUAGUCAACAAACAUGCUAGCUUUCAUUCAUUGCAAUAUUUAUGGGGUAUAUGGGAUGCUAAGGCUUGUCAUUUCCAAUAUUAUAAGUAUCUAUUACAGAUACUGGUCUUGAUGCUUAGUUUAAAAAGAAAAGAAACUCUUUUGAGAGUUCAGUGCACUGGGAAUUUCUACCAAUAUUUCUCUUCUAAGGUAAAAUGUUACAUGUUACCUGGAUAUUGUUUGUUACAUUCUAUUUAAAGUUCUCUGUUUUCUCUUUUUUAAAAAUGCAUGUUUUCUCCACAUUGAGAACAGAGAGUGUUAAUUCAAAUGUAGCAUGGGAUGUCUGCCUAUUGAUAUUUUCAUCUGUUCUGUAUGUGAAAAUAAUGUCUGUGAAGGAAAAGUAUACUAGAAUGAAUGUGGAUACUUCGCUGUUAGAUUAAAUGUGGUUUAUUUUCUGCUUGCUUGAGAAAAUGCUGAAGAGUAAGGUUGUAUGAAGGUGUCCAGACUUCUCAUUCCAGUGGUUUAGUGUGUCUGUUCUUGUCAUAUUCCUGGUCUUUGAAAAAUCAAUGGGACUAAACCCUGACUUUUCCUUAAAACUUGAGCAGUCUAGAUUGUAGAUGUGUUUAAACCAUUUGAACCUUGGUUAUUCUGAUUUAAUUUAAAGCACGCUUCAAAAUACCUUAAUUAUUAAUCCUGCAGAAACCCUUCAUUUGGUUUUUUUCCUUCCUCUUGGUUUUUUACAACAGGAAAUAUUAAAUGUCAAGAAAAGUACCAUGCCAUUACCCAAAUUAUCUUUUAAUUAGUACCAGUUUAAACAUUGAUUACAUUGAAAAUCAUUUCA